UCCUCGUCAAAAAAUAACUGCCUUCUUUGCAAAAGGUAUACUGCAUUGUGCACCUUCCAUAGCCGCAUGAUGGUUCAACUCCAGGACCUUCCCAUCGAGGUGCUGUCUCAUUGUCUGUCCUUCAUUAGGUGGCCCUAUCCGGCCCGUGCUCUCGCUUGGAAUUCACUACAUAUAAAUGAUCCAUCAGACAUUACAUAUAGAACACGGCGCAGUUUGAUGAACAUUUCCCUUGUAUCACGGAUAUUCCGAGACCUAGCACAGCCAUUGUUGUUCCGUGAUUUCGAAGACAAUAAUGAGGAUGACAACCUGCGCCGAUUAAUUCGCUUUUUAAAAGCUGUCAUUGUGCGCCCACAACUUGGGAAGUACGUCCAGGUUGUCGCUUUGCACCCUAUCGACUACGAGUUGCUUGACGAUUUGAAGGAAGUUCUGCCCAGUCAGGACAUAAAUUUUUUUACGCGUGCAGUUCAAGAACUUGAACUAGGUGAUCAGGAACAGGCGUGGCUGUCGGUCACAAAUCGGGAUGAUGCCAGCAUCCUACUAGCUCUUUUGCUCACUAAGACCCCGAAUCUGCGCCUACUCUACUUCACCGGUAGUGCAUUUUCCAUGAAGCCACUGAGCCCCCUGUUUGCGCGCGACCCAUCUUUCUUGUCCAACCUUGAAGAGCUUUGCAUCCAAGGCUACGAAGACCCCGACCACGACAUCGCAGACUUUCAUGAAUUUCUUGCCCGCCCUCGCUUGAAGCGUUUCAUUAGUGACUCUGGGGACCUCGCAUACCGCAGUAUCCUUACCCCUUCGGCUCCCAACACGCUCACAAUGGAGCGAUGUUACCUCCGCCACUGUCAACUGUACUCCGAUAACCUGAAGAAACUAACCCAGGCAUGCAAGAAAUUGACGCACUUCAUGUUCAUCGGUUGGAGCAGAAGUCUCGGUACGUUUCUAAAUCCGGGGAGGACUCCUCUUUUUGAUGAAGUCGAUCUAUUCGAAGCGCUCCUACCACACCAGGACACCUUGACACAUCUUGACAUAGAAUUUCUUGACGGCCGCAUCCCUCCUCAGAUCAGAUUAUACCCCAAGCUUCCGGGAGGGAAGUUGCCUUCGCUUCGUGGCUUCACUGUCAUGAUAGACCUCACGGUCCAAUUUUCCCUCCUUAAGCCCCGCCCGGAAUUUCCCUCCACUUUGAAGCGACUGACUAUUACGGACUGUAACGCGUCUCUCUGGAAUAUGACUUAUUGUAUCGCAACCGACUGCAAAAACGGACGUUAUCCAGAGCUAGAGAAAAUUCAACUCCUGUCAGAGAAUGCCACACAACUUAUCGAACCGGGAAGACAGAAUAUUCCGGAGGACCAAGUGCCCGACCAAUAUUUCCGGAGUCUCCGAAAUCUGUUCAAGGGUACCAACGUGGAUUACCAGAUCAUUUCCCCCAUGGAGCCUGGAAUGCGCGUUGGCGACGACUUGGAGGAAGGGGAUUGAGAUUCAUGAGGAAGAUGAGACCGAAGGCUCGGUUGGCGUUUUGGCAGGGAUGGUCAGUUCACUGGCAGAUGUGGGUCAUCCAGGAACGUGGCAUGGAACAUUUCAUGGGCUACGGAAUGGAGCUAGGGAGCGAUGACAUGGACACUUGAGAUAUUCCUCGACAGCCCAUUGAGGUGAGGUUUAUAGAUGCUAUUGCUAUUUCGCUAUCUCUUGAUCCAUAUAAGAAAG
This is a messenger RNA of Aspergillus caelatus, 1698 nucleotides long. RefSeq lists its product as uncharacterized. Bases 67 to 1470 code for a protein of 467 amino acids. The transcript has a single exon. NCBI's taxonomy places the organism in Eukaryota, Fungi, Ascomycota, Eurotiomycetes, Eurotiales, Aspergillaceae. The record is from RefSeq and is a predicted model, not a curated record.